This is a messenger RNA of Sphaeramia orbicularis (orbiculate cardinalfish), 7614 nucleotides long. RefSeq names its product bromodomain adjacent to zinc finger domain, 1B (gene baz1b). Gene Ontology annotation, molecular function: histone H2AXY142 kinase activity; histone binding. Gene Ontology annotation, cellular component: WICH complex. The coding region runs from base 680 to 5449 and encodes 1589 amino acids. Lineage: Eukaryota; Metazoa; Chordata; Actinopteri; Kurtiformes; Apogonidae. The transcript is spliced from 21 exons. The record is from RefSeq and is a predicted model, not a curated record. Gene Ontology annotation, biological process: chromatin remodeling; DNA damage response.
UGCCGGGGAAACGGCGUACCAAGGGUACUACGGAAUUGUGCCGGUGGACUAAGAAACUCCCGCCAUUUCGACAAGGAAUUAACCUCUUGAUUGAACCAGGUUACUUUUUAGUAAGAAUUACUAACGCAGUGUUCCGCUACCAGGACGUUCUGGCUCAACGAAGAUGCAACAAAGACAAUUGUUUAUGCAAGGACAGGCCUAGUUUACAAGACUUGGAUUGUACAGCGCGCCAGACCUGCUGAACUGAGCUUUGGCUAUUGCCGCGAGUUUGAUUUCGGGGUGGCUUGUACUCUUUCAUGUCCAUCUGGAGAAGCUAAAAGUUUCUCAGCUGUCCAGAGAAACAAGUCCAGCAACAUCAUAUAUCUCAGGCAUUGCAUGAAACCGAUGUGACAACGGCACCAAAGGAGAGGACAAGGAUGCGAUGAGGCAGGUGGCGAGAAGCGCACUGUUAUUGUUUUGCAACGACAUAGCAAACCAGCCUACUAGCUAGUCGGCUAACUAGCUGCUACACGUUGAGAGCCGGGCCUGCCGGCGGUAACGUGAGACGUGCUAUCAUUAGGCGGUAACACUUGGGACACUUGGAUACAUGCUAGGGUCAUAUUGUUGUAUAUCACUACACUAGUUUGUUGCUUGGAGGUUUAACUUUUCUGUUGGUACCAGUGCCAUUUGUGGAUUUACAAUGGCGCCGCUUUUGGGCCGGAAACCUUACCCACUGGCUAAACCGCUAGCCGAGCCACCAGGCCCGGGAGAGGAGAUCUACAUCAUCGAGCACACCAAGGAGGCCUUCAGGAACAAAGAAGAGUAUGAGGCACGCUUACAGAGAUACAGUGAGCGUAUAUGGACAUGUAAGAGCACUGGAAGCAGCCAGCUUACACACAAAGAAGCAUGGGAGGAGGAACAAGAAGUCACUGAACUACUUGAGGAGGAGUAUCCCCAGUGGUUUGAGAAGCCAGUCCUGGAGAUGGUCCACCACAAUACUGUGUCUUUAGACAAACUAGUUGAAAUGGCCUGGUUGGAAAUCCUCACCAAGUAUGCUGUUGGAGAAGAAUGCGAUUUUCUGGUGGGGAAGGACAAAAGUCUACGAGUGAAGGUGAUUAAAAUUCAUCCUUUAGAAAACCCAGAGGGUGAGACAGGGGAGAAAAAGCUUGAGGGUGCCUGUGACUCUCCAUCCAGUGAUAAGGAGAACGCCAGCCAGGAGAAUCAGCGAAAGGAACCUCCUAUCCGAGAGGAGGAGAACAGGAGGGAGAGUCUGAGUGACAGAGCUCGGCGAUCUCCAAGAAAACUUCCCACUGCCAUGAAAGAGGAGAAAAAGAAAUGGGUGAUGCCAAAAUUUCUUCCUCAUAAGUAUGACGUGAAGCUCAUCAGUGAGGAUAAGGUGAUCAGUGAUGUCCCAUCAGACAGCCUUUUCAGGACUGAACGACCUCCAACCAAGGAAAUUAUGCGCUAUUUCAUCAGGCACUACGCUCUGAGGUUGGGCAAGGCAGAGAGUGCCCCCUGGGUGGUUGAGGAUGAGCUAGUGAAAAAGUUCAACCUACCCAGCAAAUUCAGUGACUUCCUUCUUGAUCCACACAAGUUCUUGGCUGAGAAUCCCUCUGCAAAGCGUAAGAGCUUGUCAUCUCCUGAGGGUAAACCUAGCAAGAAGCUUAAAACUCAAGACACACCAGGGGAGGAUUCAGGAAACGAGAAGGUAGAGAAGAAAAGAAAAAAGAAGAAAGAUGCUCUCAGCAUGUCCCUCAGUCCCACUAUUUGGGGCCACAUGCAGAAAAUAAAUAUGAAUGGUUCUCCACUCAAGGUAAAAAACUCAGGAACUCCAAAGAAAGGAGACGGCAAGAGCACGGCUCCCUCCACUCCAAAAUCAGGCAAAAAAUCAGCAGACAAAAAAGAGGGAAAGAAAACUGGAAAGACUGGGGAUAAGAAUGUCCUUAAAGCAUCUAAAAAAGAUGGUAAAGCCGGUCCUAAGAUGAAACAGAUGACUCUGCUCCAUCUGGCUAAGAGCACUCCUGCUGGAAGCCCUAAGAAGAGAGCCAGAAGUUCUAGCUUGGGAACGCCAAAACUUGGGAAGCCAUUGCAUCCCAUGGCUCUCCAUCUUCUUCGCUACUAUAAAGAAAACAAGGACAAAGAAGACAAAAAGAAUUCCCUUUCUGGUCUCAUUGCUAAGGCUGCUAAGACAUUGUCCUCUGAUGACCGGGGUCGCCUGCCGGAGGAGCUCAGGGAAAUGGUGCAGAAACGCUGGGAGCGCCUAGAGGAAAAGAAACGCUGGGCAGCCAUGACUGAAGAAGAAAAACAGGAAGAGAUGAAUAAGAAACGUCAGAAACUGCGAGAGAAGGCCAGGGAGAGGCGUGAAAAAGAGAUGCUUGUUCGACGUGAACAAUCACGUAGAUAUGAGGACCAGGAGAUUGAAGGUGGCAAGACCCUGCCGGCAUUCAAGCUUGUGGACAUGCCUGAAGGGCUUCCAAACACUCUCUUUGGGGACGUAGCUAUGGUGGUGGACUUUCUCCACUGCUACGCAGGGCUGCUAAUGCCAGAAGACCAGUAUCCCAUCACAGCAACAGCCCUAAUGGAAGCGCUGGCUGGAGACCGAUCUGGUUUCCUCUACCUGAACCGUGUGCUGGUAGUUCUCCUGCAGACACUGCUACAGGAUGAGCUGGCUGAAGGUUACAGUGAGCUAGAUAUGCCUUUAUCAGAGAUCCCUCUUACCAUGCAUUCUGCAUCAGAACUUGCACGACUGUGUCUGCGUCCGUGCGAUGCCCACGGCGAAGAGAGUGUCCAGGGCUCAGAGGACUCUGGGGCCGUAGGCGGCUUUGAUGAUGUGGUUACAAGUGAAUUUUUGGAGAAGCUGGAGACAAUUGAAGUGUUUGAGCUCAGUCCAGAGGAGAAGGUCAACCUUCUAGUGUCACUUUGUCACCGCAUCCUCAUGACCUACUCAGUGGAAGACCAUGUUGAUGCGAUGCAGCAGCGAUCUGCUGAGCUGUGGAAGGAGCGUCUGGCUAUGCUCAAGAUGGUCAAUGAUCGCAAGAGGGCUGAAAGGAAAAAGCGCAAAGAGAUGGAAGACAAAGUCAAAGAGGAGGGUGGCACACCCAAAGAAAAGAAAAAAGAGGGUGGUGCUAAGAAGGAGAAGGAAAAGGAGAACAAAAAUGAAGUCAAAGUGGAGCCUGAGCCAGAGGAUAUGAUCAGCUCGGUGAAGAGCAGGCGGCUGAUGUCCAUGCAAGCCAAGAAGGAGAAAGAGGAGUUGGACAGGCAGAACAAAGAACGAAUGGAGAAGGAGGCUGAAGAGGAACGAGCACGUAAACAAAGGGUCGCUGCAGAAAGGGCCUUUCAGGAUGGUGUAACCAAAGCCAAACUUGUAAUGCGCAGGACCCCACUGGGAACAGACAGAAGUCAUAACAGGUACUGGCUGUUCUCUGAUGUGGUUCCUGGGCUGUAUAUUGAGAAAGGCUGGGUACAUGAAAGCAUCGACUACAGCUACACCCCUCCACCUCCUCCACCCGAAGAAAAACCAGCACCAGAGCCUGAGGUAGAAGAGGAUGAAGAUACUGGCUCAGCUAUUACUCAAGAUUCUGCUACUACACAAGCUGAAAAGGACGAUGGCAGCAUAGAUGGUGCUAUUAGUGAAGGAGCCCAGCAGGGAGCAGCACCGGAGGUCUGCAUAGAAACUACUAUUCCUAAGCAAGGACAAAACCUCUGGUUUGUAUGCGAUAAUCCAGCUGACUUGGAUGAACUGGUGGAGAGUCUUCAUCCUCAGGGAGUUAGAGAGAGCGUACUGAAAGCAAAGAUACAAAACAGAUACCAGGAUAUCCUCCACUCCAUCCAUCUGACCCGUAAGGGGAAGACUGGCCUCAGGACCUGUGAUGGCUAUGAAGAGCUGCUCAAAUACAUGCGCAGUGACAUCCAGGAGAUAGCCUCACGACUCCAGAAGGGAGGCCUGGGAUACAUGGAUGAUAACACAGACAUUGGAGAACAGCUGAAGGACAUUGAGAGCCUGAAAGAGUUUGGUGAGUGCAUCAUCACCAUUCAGGCCUGUGUCAUCAAAAAGUUCCUGCAAGGAUUCAUGGCCCCUAAGCAGAAAAAGAAGAAAAAGCAAGGAGGCGAGGAAAGCAGCAAGGCUGAGGAGGUGGAUGAGGAGAAGAGGCUGGCAGAGGAGGCCAGGGUGGCUACAGCUGUAGAGAAGUGGAAGACUGCUAUCAGAGAGGCCCAGACAUUUUCGCGGAUGCAUGUGCUACUGGGAAUGUUGGACGCUUGUAUUAAGUGGGAUAUGUCUGCAGAGAACGCUCGCUGCAAAGUCUGCCGCAGGAAAGGUGAUGACGAGCGGCUCAUCCUCUGUGACGAGUGCAACAAGGCCUUCCAUCUGUUCUGCCUGAGACCGGCAUUGUACCGUAUUCCUGCUGGCGAGUGGCUGUGUCCGGCCUGCCAACCCACCAUAGCCAGAAGAGGCUCCCGGUCAAGGAACUAUAACCAGGACACAGAAGAAGAAGAUGAAGAAGAGGAGUCUGAAGAGGAGGAUUCUGAUGAAGAUGAUGAGGAGGAGGAUGAAGAAGAGAAUGACUACACGGCCAUGGGCCACAGCUUGAGAUCAAGGAAGAAAAUUAAGCAGUCCUCCUCCCGGCAGAAAAGUUCAAAAAGUAAAUCUAAGAAGCCAUCAUCCUCAAGCAGCAAGCAGAGAGGUGGUCCCAACAGCCCUGCGGACAUUGACGAACUGGUGCGGCAGACUACCCAAACAGGAGUCCGCAGGCAGGUGUUGGAACUGGAGAAAUGUGAGGAAAUCUUGAAGAAACUGAUGAAAUUUCGUUACAGCUGGCCUUUCAGGGAGCCUGUGUCUCCAGAAGAGGCAGAGGACUACCUGGACAUUAUCUCACAGCCCAUGGAUUUCCAGACAAUGCUGGGAAAGUUCAGCCAAGGGUCAUAUCGCAACAACCAGGACUUCCUAGAAGACAUGAAACUGGUCUUCUCCAAUGCAGAAGAGUACAAUCAGCAGGGUAGCACUGUGCUCUCCUGCUUGGCCAAGACGGAGCAAACAUUUACUGAGCUCCUUCAAAAGCUGCUGCCUGGCCUCAGCUACCUCCGCAGGCGCUCACGCAAACGUGCCUACCAAGCACCUGCAACAUCUGAGGAAGAAGAAGAGGAGGAUGAGGAUGAAGAAGAAGAGGAAGAGGAGGAACCACAGAAGAAGAUGCAGAAUGGAAAAUCAGACAAGAAGAAAAGUAAAAAUGGCAGGGCACAGAAAUAUGAGGAGAGCGAGAGUGAGGAGGAUGAGGAGGAGGGGAGUGGCAAGAGGAGGAGUAAGCGGACCUCUGGAACCUCAGGCAGAAAGGAUUACAAGGAGCAGGAAAGUGAUGAUGAGCGGGAUAGCCGCAGAACUCGGCAGCGGGGGGGCCGGGGCGAUGCUGGGGGAGCGAGUAGUGACGAGGAUCGGUCCAACCAGCGACAUUCCAAGCGACUGAAACGCUCGUGAAGUUUAGGGUGCUUUUUGUUAUUUUGUCGUCUCUUUGCUUUAAAAUUUCAGUCCCGCACUUCUGAAAACGAUCAAGAGCCCUUCAUCGCCUCCUCUUCGACAGCCAGCGGGACUUAAUCCUCAGAAGGACUUUUUGUGUUAUUGAAUUUAUGUUCAUAUUUUGAAAUAAGACAAAAGAAAACUGAUUUAUAUUUGUAACAUGUUUAAUAUCAGUGGUGUUUUUUUCAACCAAGAAAUUUGAAACAUUUGAAAUAAUGGAGAAUUCCUCAAAGCUCUUAAGACACUUUGAUUAGAAUUUCAGUUCCAGGUUGACAACCUCACACAAGUGUAAUUUGUCUUGAAAUGCUGAAAACAUUGUCAUGUGGACUGCUUUGUUUAAACAUUGCUUUGUCACUCCAGACACCAGUACAUUGUGAUCCUGUCUUAACCCUCCACAUGCACUCGAAGUCCAACCAUCACUUUUAAUUACGAGGGUUAAACAUAGGUAACCCCACAGUAAAAUGUCUGUCACCCACCCACACCUGCCACAGUCCAGUGUGUUGUCAGUAAGUACUUUUAAAGAGAUGGUGUUAUUGUAGCUCAAACCCCCUGUGCAGACAGAAAUACUUCUUGAUAUAAAUGUGUAUCCUCCUCCAAAUUGCUCUUUCUAUGUAGUACCAUUUUAUCUUGGUCAAAUGCAAGUUUAUAGACAAACAUGAUAGGAUUUUACUAGUUAGUCUUUUGUUUUUAAGCCAAGUCUCACUAUACAGAAUCACAAAGAACACUCAACUAUUUUCAUUGAUUCUCAUGCUAAAAAUGAGCAUCAUCUCAGCUUUUGGUGUCCAGCUGUUUUCAAAAUCUUGGACCUGACUUUUCUUGGAGUCCUGUAGUCGGUGUAGAACUGACCAGCCUCUCUGCUCUGUAGUGCCCUGCCACUUUAAAAGAACCGGUACCUCAAUGCUCCGCCAGUUUGCACUCCUUUUUGUGUAAAGUGCAUCUAAUAUGCCAGCAGGACCACACUUUACAGAAAUGAUGUGCAUAAACAUUUGUAAACAGUGUUUAAAACAGCAGAUGUGAUGUUUGUUAACAAAAUGGGCAUUUUGAAUAUUUGAUAUUUUUUGCACAUUUUAUUUGGUAUUGUAAAUUAAACUUGUUAGUUGAACUUAGUCACAUCCACUAAAUUUGUAACCAGGGCUCUUCUGGUCAAUGCAGAGAACAUGUCAGGACACUUUUGUUUUACUUUUGUCUCAGUAGAAAUGGUUUAAUUUGUCAGCGGUGUAUUUAAUCACACCUAAAGCCUUCUGUCACUUGUUUAUUGACUUAACAGGCUUAGUUAAGUGAAACCAGCUCCUUAGAGACAAAUUAAACCCCCCGCAUGUCCUGGCAAAGUCACCAGGUGGUGCUCUACCCCUGCACUUUGAGUCAUUUUUCUUUUCUUUUUUUUUUUUUCCCUAAUGGGUAAUGUACUGACAUCACUGUAAACACAACACCUGACAGUGAGAUUUAAACAGUCCUGGUGAGUUUUGGCACUUGAUUUGUAUUUAGUAUAAAGACACACUGGGCAGGAAAACUGCUACAGCUAAAUGCUUGCAUCGGCACCUAUUUAAGGAAGCAUUUGUACCUCGUGACCAUGUGCAGAUGUUUCUUUUGUAGAUCUGAGGCUGUAUAUACUGAUGAGGCUGGUUUGCCCUCUUCUGUUUGUACUGUGCUGUGCUGUUUUCCUGUGUUUCUCUAGUGCUGUUAACAUUUAGUAUUUUCUGAUUUCAUUCGGCUCCUGAUUUCUUCCCCUCAUGUUUUUUUUUUUUUGCUUUGUUCCUGACCUGAUUUAAGAUGAUAAUUGUUGAUCAUUUCAGCGAACAAGCAAAAGUGACUGCCCCUCUCUAAAUGAGACCUGACUGUAAAUGCUUUCUUUAUUAUUGAAGGAACUGCAAAACUCUUUUACACUUCCUUUUUUAUAUAUAUAUUUAUAGUCUCUAAAUCUGGGUUUGGGCAGGGUCGGAGGAUUCACAUGUAAAGAAUUUCCAAUAAAGGCUAUGGAUGAACAAUGCAGUUCUCCCUGUUUAUUUUGUUUGGAGCUGACAUCACUGCCAUCUGUAAACCUGAUAAUGAACGGGGGUGAGAGCGGGUCGGGCUGUGACCACCGACCAAUGUCUUCUUUACUUUUUAAUAAAAUAUCAAACAUGUUU